Contarinia nasturtii (swede midge) is the source of this 1783-nucleotide messenger RNA. RefSeq names its product LIM domain transcription factor LMO4. Lineage: Eukaryota; Metazoa; Arthropoda; Insecta; Diptera; Cecidomyiidae. Bases 1073 to 1762 code for a protein of 229 amino acids. The record is from RefSeq and is a predicted model, not a curated record. The transcript is spliced from 8 exons.
UUCAGUGUGGUACAUGGUCCUAGUGCAUGCACCGCCAUUUCAGCGUCGUACACAUACGAUAUAUACACAUAGAGAAAGAGAUAGAAAAAAAUCAUAAAAAGGAAUAAAACCAAGAACUCUACAAUUUUUUUAAUAAAGUGUAUUUGACUGCGAUUCAGUCAAUAAUAUAAUAAUAAUAAAGAUAAAAAAUUCAAAGUUAAAUUUGUGAAUAUCUUUGAGCUGACAGAAGAAAGAAAAAAAAAGAAUUUUGUUUCCAAAUUCAGUGUAACACAGUGUACGAUUCUCCCGAGACACCGUGUUUUUCUCUAUUUUCGCAUCAACUUUUAUCGCACUGAAUAAAAGAGAGUAAAUACGCGUUCCAUUCGCAUACUUUUACUUAAAUCGAACAUUUAAAUAUCGCUCCAAAGAAUAAACUGAUAAUAAAUAGAAUAUAAACAGCGCAACCGUUUGUCGUAUCAUCGUUAGAACAACAACACAUGAACAAAAGGUGGGUGCCACUCAGUCUCUCUUUUUCUGCCCGGUUAUCAAUUAUUGAGAAAUGAAGUGCAAUUACGAAUGAUGAUGAAUUAAUUUGUUGAAAGGGUUGAAAACCACUCAUCCGUUAUCCAUGUUUUCACUCUUAACUGACUUAACUACACUUCUAUCCACACAUUGCGAAUCGAAUUUAAAAAUAGUGACCAUUCGUGUUGGAGACUAUACAAUUUUUAACAUAGACAUGUGAACAAGCUUCAUAUGUGCAAAUCUAUCAAAUUUGUAGCUCAUAUAGAGCGAAUUCAAGAGAAAAACUCAGUUCAAUAUAAAAACAACUAAAGAAAUUGUGGACAUUAAGUUCGAAAAACACACACACACAUACAAAAGAUAGACUCACAUCGACUUAGAAAAUAUUGAUUUAAAAUCAGAUCUAAGUCAAUUUUGAUUUAAAAAGUGUACGCUUUGCCUUAAACUCCGUUUGUUAUUUGCUGCUUCUGCUGCUGAUAUUUGUUUAGUUGUUCGUUUUUUAUUGUUUUUUUUUUUUAAAUAUACUGUGUGUGCGUAAACUAACACAACCGUCAAGCUGGCCGCCUCCGUAGCAAUGAAUUCAUAUCAUCCGUAUGGGGAUAUAUCAUCACCACAUCCACCUAGUCCGGAUAACAACAAUUAUGCGUCGUCAAUGUCGAUUGGCAACGCCGGUGGACACCAUCAUAAUGGUCAUGCACAGCUCAUGAGUUCGAUAGGUGGCCAACAACAGGGUUUUCAUCAAAUCAACAACAAUAAUGCAAUGAUGAACAAAUGUGCUGGAUGUGGCAGUAAAAUAGCCGAACGUUAUCUUCUAUCAGCAAUCGAUAAAUUUUGGCAUCACACGUGUCUGAAAUGCACUUGUUGCGGUGCCACAUUAGCCGAUUUGGGUACGGUCUGUUACACAAGGGGAAAUAUGAUACUAUGUAAGGCUGAUUAUUCUAGACUUUUUGCGCCACCACCAUGUUCUGCAUGCAAUCAAACAAUAUCACCGAAUGAAUUUGUCAUGCGAACAACGUCACAAUCAAGUAAUCAACAGUCGCCGAAUCAACCAAAUCCAAUGCAGCAGCAUGUAUUUCAUAUAAAAUGUUUUACAUGCUCAAGUUGCACAGCUCAGCUAAGGCAGGGCGAUCGUUAUUACAUGUUAAAUGGUAAACUGGUCUGCGAACAGGAUUGGCAUAAAAUGGUGAAAGCGCCGGUAGCAAAUAACAGCACACCGCCCGUCCGUAAAGGAAAGGUCGGUAGACCGAGGCGAUCCAGAGACUGAGAAGUUGCACCGCGUUUGGGU